This is a messenger RNA of Prorocentrum cordatum, 798 nucleotides long. The record is from the annotation of a GenBank genome assembly. NCBI's taxonomy places the organism in Eukaryota, Dinophyceae, Prorocentrales, Prorocentraceae.
AUGACCGCGGCGAGCAGCGCCACCGCCGCGGCGCGUCCGGCCGACCCCGCCCAACUCGCCGGGUGGCUGGCGUCUCGGCGGGCGGCCACGCUCGAGCUGGCCGACGGCAGCGCCUUCGAGGGCUUCUCCUUCGGGUAUGGGGGAUCCACGACUGGCGAGGUCGUCUUCAACACGGGCAUGGUCGGGUAUCCCGAGUCGCUCACGGACCCGUCGUACGCCGGGCAGAUCCUCGUGCUCACGUUCCCUCUGGUGGGCAACUACGGCGUGCCCGACGACGAGGAGCGCGACGCGCUCGGCCUCCUGCGGCACUUCGAGAGCGAGAGGAUACACAUCAAGGCCCUCGUAGUUUCGGACUACUCCUUCGUGGCGUCCCACUACACGGCGAGGAAGACGCUGGGGCAGUGGCUCGAGGCGCACAAGAUCCCGGGCAUCUACGGGGUGGACACCCGCGCGCUGACCAAACUCAUCCGCAUGCACGGCGCGCUGCUGGGCAAGGUCGUCGUGGAGGGCGGCGCGCCGUCGGCGUCCAUGGAGUUCUCGGACCCCAACGAGGCGAAUCUGGCGGCCUCCGUCUCGCGCUCCCAGAAGCAGGUGUUCGUGCCCCCUCCGCUGACGGCGGACGGAGCCACGGCCCCGCUCGCCGGGAAGGACGAGAAGCAGGUCACCAUCCUCGCCGUGGACUGCGGCAUGAAGAACAACAUCAUCCGGUACUUCGUGGAGAGCCUCCGCGUCAAGCUGGUCGUGGUGCCCUGGGACUACGAUACUUUACAAAAGACGAGUUUGAUGGCCUAUUUUUGA